GGGAGCGGCCGUCACAGCUAACGGACCGUGGAGCCGAUCGCAUUCUUCGUCUGUCGAACUGCGGCAUCACGUUCAAAGGUUCAUGGACUUCUGACUUGGCUCUUUAAACCCAGCAGACCUCCAGUCUAAGGCGCAGCGUUAUUUUCAUUUAACUGUUCUCCAUGAGAUUCUUCAGGCUUACCUUCAAGUGCUUCGUCGACUGCUUUUGAAUCUCCUCCGUCCACGGCUCUACUGACCGAGGCGCUUUGUGAAUUUUCCAUCUCUUGGCUGAGCUGAGUGAUAAUCACAAAAAACUGAGAUUUUUAUUUUUUAAUUCCAAGAAGGCGAAAUAACAAACUCAGAAAAUCCAAAAAAAAGAAAGAAAGAAAAAAAAAAUAGAAAAGAAAAGUGGAGCGGUGCUGCAUACUGUGGCUCCAUCCCUGUGUCUGCCUCCGUCAGCCCGCUGGGUGCCUUUGUAGUCAGGCAUUCAUAUCAAACUUCAACCGCUCCUGGCAGCCUGAUCUCAUUUUGCAACAAAAAACACAUAUUUUUCUGCUUUUCCCCCAACAAUAUGUCACCUGAAGUGGAAGAGAAGAGCCAAGUCUUUUCCUGUCCAGGUGACAUCAGCCUCCCCCAGCUGGAGGCAGGGACCCUGUCCGAGGAAGAGGGCAGUGGAUCGAUUCGCCCCCUGGUGCCUGUGCCCGGAGCAGGUUCAGGGUGUGGUGAUGGAGGAGGGGCUGGACCACCACAGAAUCAGGAUGGGGCUGUGGCUUCACACGGGAACGGGACUGUAGCAGUACCAGUGGUCGAGAGGGAAACCUGGACCAGACAGAUGGACUUCAUCAUGUCGUGCGUGGGUUUUGCAGUGGGCUUGGGCAACGUGUGGAGGUUCCCUUACCUCUGCUACAAGAAUGGAGGAGGGGUGUUCCUCAUCCCAUACUUACUGAUAGUGUUCAUCGGGGGCAUCCCAGUCUUCUUCCUUGAAAUUGCCCUGGGACAGUUCAUGAAGCAGGGAGGGGUCUCUGCCUGGAACAUCGCUCCCCUCUUCAAAGGGUUGGGGUUGGCCUCCAUGGUGAUUGUGUUCUUCUGUAACACAUACUACAUCAUGAUUUUGGUGUGGGGCCUCUACUUUCUUUUCCACUCCUUCACCAACCCACUGCCCUGGGCCACCUGUGGACACCCCUGGAACACCCCCAACUGUACACAGGACUUUCGCCGCACCUGCCAUAACCGCAGUGCUGUUCAGGCGGCUAUGACGUCACCUGCUGCUGCUCCUGUGACCCCCUCCAACCUCCUCUCCUCCACUCCACAGUUGAACCUGUCUUCGGCCCAUCUCCUCCUCAAUGGCACCUGCAUGGAGGCCGAAGGCAUGCGCUCCCCAGUCAUCGAGUUUUGGGAACGUAAAGUUCUCCGUCUGUCUGGCGGGCUUCAUGAGCCUGGUGAAAUCAGCUAUGAGAUGGUGCUGUGUCUUAUAGCCACUUGGAUCAUUGUUUACUUCUGCAUGUGGAAGGGAGUUAAAUCUACUGGCAAGGUAGUGUACUUCACAGCCCUGUUCCCUUACCUGGUUCUGGUGGUUCUUUUGGCCCAUGGUGUCACUCUGCCUGGAGCUUUAGAUGGGAUUGUGUAUUACCUAAAACCAGACUGGUCAAAACUCGGAGAAGCACAGGUGUGGAUCGACGCUGGCACUCAGAUUUUCUUCUCUUACGCCAUCGGACUGGGUGCUCUGACUGCACUGGGCAGCUACAACCGCUUCCAUAACAACUGUUACCAGGAUGCGUUCGUGCUGGCCCUCAUUAAUAGUGGAACCAGCUUUUUUGCAGGCUUUGUGGUGUUUUCUGUGCUGGGUUUCAUGGCUGCAGAGCAAGGAGUGGACAUCAGUAAGGUAGCUGAGAGUGGUCCAGGUCUGGCCUUUAUAGCCUAUCCCAAGGCUGUGACUCUGAUGCCUCUGGCGCCACUCUGGGCAGCACUUUUCUUCUUUAUGCUGCUCAUACUGGGUCUGGACAGCCAGUUUGUAGGGGUUGAAGGUUUAAUAACAGGAAUCAUGGACAUGCUACCCCCUAAAUCUGUCCUGGGAUCCCUGCGGCGAGAGGUGGUAGCAGCCAUCUGCUGCAUCAUCUGUUUCCUUAUUGACAUGUCUAUGGUGACAGAGGGAGGGAUGUAUGUCUUCCAGCUGUUUGACUACUACUCUGCCAGUGGUAUCACUCUGCUGUGGCAGGCCUUCUGGGAGUGUGUGGUGAUUGCAUGGGUCUAUGGUGCAGACCGUUUCAUGGACGACGUGGCUCGUAUGAUUGGCUACCAGCCUCUACCAUACAUGAAGUGGUGUUGGUCCUAUAUCACACCUUUUGUCUGUGUGGGAGUGUUCCUGUUCCACGUGGUGAACUACAAGCCCCUGACCUACAAUACUGUAUACACAUACCCCUUGUGGGGUGAAGCACUUGGCUGGGCACUGGCAUUGUCCUCCAUGCUCUGUAUCCCUGUAACUGUUCUCUACAAACUACUGCGCUGCAAAGGAUCUUUGCGGGAGCGAUGGCAGCACCUAACUACCCCAGUAUGGGGCAGACAUCACCUAGAGUACCUUGCCCCAGAGAGUGAGGCCAAACUGCUGCCCCCUGCAGGAACGAAGAACACGCUGCUCUUUGAGAGUGUCAUCUAAUGAGCCAAGCCCUACAAAACACAGAGCCAAAGUCGCCCUUUUACAUCAGCCUCAAACACAAAAAGACACACUAAGAAAAAUAAAUAACAAUGCAUGCACUCCACAGUGGCCUGGUAAGAGCGAAGUGCAGAUUAAUUACAUACCUUACAGUUUUAAACUAUGAAACAGCCCUGGCCAAAUGGACCAAAGAUGAGAUUGAAGAACUCAAACACACACACACCCAUAGAGUCCACAGCCAUCCCAGGCCAAUAUUACCCUUGCUCUGCUUUCUGACUCUACCUCGCUGACUCUCCCCUCUCUUUCUGCCCCCUGCCUUUGUGCUGUCCUGUCCUGUCUCGUUCUGUGGAGUGUCCAGUGUAGUUGCGAUAUCUUCCCUUUUCUUGCCUCUGUCUGGAUUUUGACGCCUCAUCCCUCAUAAGCUGUCAUGCAAAAAGAUUACGAUAAAACUUUCUAAUUGAAAGAUCUCAUAUUUGCUGCUGACAUGCCAUGAUCUGAGUGUGUGUAUGAACCUAUGUAUGUCUGUAUGUCUCAGUGUGCCUCUUUAUUUGUACAUGUGUGGAAGAAGGAGUGUUUGUUGAACCAUGGCAGUGGUGUUUCCAUUUUACAAUGCCUUCGGCCAUUGUUUUCUGCCAACAGUGUUCUCUUAAUCAGCUGUACAAAAAUAACUUCCAUUUGUAAAGAAAAAUCAAAAGUCGACAAUGUAUCACCACUUCCAGCUGUAUGUUAUGUACUAACUUAAAUAUCCAGUGUAUUGUAGGGUCUGUGAUCAGUAUUUCCACGUUAAGAGAAGAAGAUAAACUUUAGAUUGCAAUGUGCAAAAGGCAGGAGACAGAGAUAUGGGGAGGGGAAAGAGACUUGAAAACGUGAGGAAAGAAGCAAUAAAUGAACAGAUAAAGAUGGA
This is a messenger RNA of Sphaeramia orbicularis (orbiculate cardinalfish), 3533 nucleotides long. RefSeq names its product sodium- and chloride-dependent creatine transporter 1. Gene Ontology annotation, molecular function: gamma-aminobutyric acid:sodium:chloride symporter activity. Lineage: Eukaryota; Metazoa; Chordata; Actinopteri; Kurtiformes; Apogonidae. Bases 551 to 2632 code for a protein of 693 amino acids. Gene Ontology annotation, biological process: nitrogen compound transport; amino acid transport; sodium ion transmembrane transport. The record is from RefSeq and is a predicted model, not a curated record. The transcript has 14 exons. Gene Ontology annotation, cellular component: plasma membrane.